Molecule: messenger RNA, 255 nt
Organism: Helobdella robusta
Lineage: Eukaryota; Metazoa; Annelida; Clitellata; Rhynchobdellida; Glossiphoniidae
Exons: 3
Cellular component (GO): cytoplasm
Source: RefSeq, a predicted model, not a curated record
GAGGAAAAUGAUUAUUAUGAUAUAGUCGGAUGCAACGAACUUUCAUCGAAGGAACAAAUACAAACUGAAUACAGAAAGAAAGCAAAAGAAUUGCACCCAGAUAAAAACCUUACAUCAACUAGUGACAAAAGCUUCAAGGAACUUUUGAAAGCUAAAGAGACGCUUUGUGAUGCUGAGAAGAGAUUGACGUAUGACAACUGGAGGAAGAGUGGUCUGAAGAUACCGUUUGAAGUUUGGAAAGCCAUGAAUGAAAAC